Molecule: messenger RNA, 1939 nt
Organism: Spinacia oleracea (spinach)
Lineage: Eukaryota; Viridiplantae; Streptophyta; Magnoliopsida; Caryophyllales; Amaranthaceae
Product: two-component response regulator ARR12
Exons: 6
Coding region: 2-1759 (585 amino acids)
Biological process (GO): cytokinin-activated signaling pathway; phosphorelay signal transduction system
Molecular function (GO): DNA-binding transcription factor activity; DNA binding
Source: RefSeq, a predicted model, not a curated record
UAUGUGUGUGCGCCCACGCGCGAGUCUCAUGGAAGAUGACAAAUUUCCAACGGGGUUGAGGGUUCUUGUUGUGGAUGAUGAUACUACUUGCCUCAAGUUGAUGGAUACUCUCCUUAAAAAAUGUCAAUAUCAAGUUACGACGACGAACCAAGCAAAGGAAGCACUGAGGAUUUUGAAACGAAACAAGAACAAGUUUGAUAUUGUGAUCACCGAUGUUGAGAUGCCGGACAUGGAUGGUAUCAAGCUCCUUCAACUCGUAGGUCUCGAAAUGAAUCUACCUGUCAUUAUGCUAUCAGCUUAUAGUGAUACGAAGCGAGUGAUGCAAGGUGUAAGGAAUGGUGCUUGUGACUAUUUGGUGAAACCUGUCAGGAUUCAGGAGCUCCAAAACAUAUGGCAACAUGUUGUCAGGAGGAACAAGCAACAACAACAAAGGCCAACAGCUAUUGUAGAGAGUUCUAAUAUUUCUGGAGAUGAUGACAACAACAACAAUAAUAAUAAUAAUAAUGAUGACGAUGAAGAUGAAGAUGAUGAAGGUGAAGAAAGUGGCCAUGAGAACGAGGACCAAACAACCCACAGAAAGCCCAGACUUUUUUGGUCUGUCGAAUUACAUCAGAAGUUUGUGGAUGCUGUCAACCAAUUAGGCCUUGAUAAGGCCUUUCCUAAGAAGAUCCUUGACCUAAUGGACGUUGAAGGACUCACAAGAGAAAAAGUUGCAAGCCAUUUGCAGAAAUAUAGGCUUUACCUCCGAAAGGUAAAUUCAGGGUCGAAUCAGCAGGCAGGAAGAAGUGGGGCAGAGGAUGCACACAUAGGUCCUCUUGGUGGAGGCUAUGGAAUAUAUCGCAGCCUUGCAGGGGCAGGUAGAUUUCCAGAUCAGUCAGGUGGUGGAGGAUUGCUUGGUCGCUUCAACACCUCUUCCGGUAUUAGUCUUAGAGGCCUCUCUUCUUCCCCAAUGCUUCAAACACCCCAACUUUCUAACUCCUUCAAUACUCUUUCCAAAUUUGGGCCUUUGAAUACUAGUUUAUUUCAACAGAUGCCACCAACCACUUCCAUGAUGAUUAAUGGAACCCCAACAUUAAACACCAGAGAUUUUGGACCCUCUUCAAAUCUUACUCCUAAUUUACUGGAUCCUAGCUCCAAAACCAACUGGGGAACUCCUGUUCAACCUCCUACAACUCAACCCCUUUCAACCCCUCGAAAUUUGCUUCCAAUCAAUGUCUCUAAUGAUGGCAUUGUUCCAGUAAGUAAUACUCAAAUCCAGAGUAUUCAAAAUGACCCCAUUGAUGUUUUUUGUGGAUUCUCAUCCAUGGGUGCUUCGAAAGGAAAUGUACAAAGCCAAGACUGUCCAAGUGGUUUCAACAGCUUCAAUAAUCUGGCACAACCACAAAUUUGGAAUAAUCAAAGGCCGGAUUAUGUUCUGAAUUCAUGUAAUUUUUCCAACACUUCAAGCUCCGUGAUCACGUCUGCUACUCCUCCAACACUAGGAGAUAAUGUGAGAGAAAGCAACAAUAACAUGAUGGGGUUUUCACCCUUCAGCCAGUUGGGAGGUACUUGUUCACAAAUCCAAGUUCAGAAAUCCAAUAGCGACUCAACUCUCAAGUUUGAUGACAAUUACCUGCUGGAUGACCCAAAGCUUCUCAGUGGUUCAAACCAGAGUAAUUCUGAAUCCUUGGAGGAUAUAGUGGGGAGAUUUCUCAAACAGGGAAAUGGUGAAACUGCAACAGGAAGAGAAGACUUUGGGCUGGACCCUUACCUAAUGUAGUAAUGUAGUAGUAGCAGUUAUGUAGGAAUUUAUAAUUUAUUUCACCCUAGAGGACACAUUUUCAUUGUAAUUUCUGGAUGCUAUUUAUAAUUUAUGUAUUUGUUAUUAUCACAGCGCACAAUGAGCCGUAUUGCUCCUUGUGCUGUGACAGCAAAGUGAUAACCAAAUUUGUUAGCUGUG